Messenger RNA from Zalophus californianus (California sea lion), 4587 nucleotides. RefSeq names its product glutamate ionotropic receptor kainate type subunit 4 (gene GRIK4). The transcript is spliced from 18 exons. Gene Ontology annotation, cellular component: kainate selective glutamate receptor complex; postsynaptic membrane; plasma membrane. The record is from RefSeq and is a predicted model, not a curated record. Gene Ontology annotation, biological process: monoatomic ion transport; modulation of chemical synaptic transmission; synaptic transmission, glutamatergic. The coding region runs from base 279 to 2576 and encodes 765 amino acids. Gene Ontology annotation, molecular function: transmitter-gated monoatomic ion channel activity involved in regulation of postsynaptic membrane potential; kainate selective glutamate receptor activity. NCBI's taxonomy places the organism in Eukaryota, Metazoa, Chordata, Mammalia, Carnivora, Otariidae.
ACUGCCUUCAGCUGCCGGCGGAUCGCGCUGGGGCCGCCGCGGCUGCUGCGGAAGCAGGGAAAACCGGAAAACAGCCCGGCGGCCCGGCCCCAGCUUAGCCCCCGGAGUGCGGAGCCGCCCAGAUAUUUUUUGAGUGCCUAAUAUGUGCCAGCCAGUGCUAGGCAUUGGAGACACAGGUGGAAGAUCCCAGAGUGUUCCCUGCUCUCCUGGUGCUCAUCACCCUGAGAGAGUUAUGUCAUGCCCAGACCAGCAGAGGGCUCCAUGAGGAUUUAUAGAAGAUGCCCCGCGUCUCUGCGCCUUUGGUGCUGCUUCCGGCGUGGCUCGUGAUGGUCACCUGCAGCCCGCACUCCCUGAGGAUUGCUGCUAUCUUGGAUGACCCCAUGGAGUGCAGCAGAGGGGAGCGGCUCUCCAUCACCCUGGCCAAGAACCGCAUCAACCGCGCUCCUGAGAGGCUGGGCAAGGCCAAGGUCGAAGUGGACAUCUUUGAGCUUCUCAGAGACAGCGAGUACGAGACUGCAGAAACCAUGUGUCAGAUCCUCCCCAAGGGGGUGGUUGCUGUCCUGGGACCCUCCUCCAGCCCGGCCUCCAGCUCCAUCAUCAGCAACAUCUGCGGGGAGAAGGAGGUCCCUCAUUUCAAGGUGGCCCCCGAGGAGUUUAUCAAGUUCCAGUUCCAACGAUUCACAACCCUGAACCUCCACCCCAGCAACACGGACAUCAGCGUGGCUGUCGCUGGGAUCCUGAACUUCUUCAACUGUACCACCGCCUGCCUCAUCUGUGCCAAAGCAGAAUGCCUUUUAAACCUGGAGAAGCUGCUCCGGCAAUUCCUUAUCUCCAAGGACACCCUCUCGGUCCGGAUGCUGGAUGACACCCGGGACCCCACCCCACUCCUCAAGGAGAUCCGGGACGACAAGACCGCCACCAUCAUCAUCCAUGCCAACGCCUCCAUGUCCCACACCAUCCUCCUGAAGGCAGCUGAACUAGGGAUGGUGUCGGCCUAUUACACAUACAUCUUCACUAAUCUGGAGUUCUCGCUCCAGAGAAUGGACAGCCUUGUGGAUGACCGUGUCAACAUCCUGGGAUUUUCCAUCUUCAACCAGUCGCAUGCUUUCUUCCAAGAGUUUGCCCAGAGCCUCAACCAGUCGUGGCAGGAGAACUGUGACCACGUGCCCUUCACGGGGCCUGCGCUGUCCUCAGCCCUGCUGUUUGAUGCUGUCUAUGCUGUGGUCACCGCAGUGCAGGAGCUCAACCGGAGCCAGGAGAUUGGUGUGAAGCCUUUGUCCUGCGGCUCGGCCCAGAUCUGGCAGCACGGCACCAGCCUCAUGAACUACCUGCGCAUGGUAGAAUUGGAAGGUCUCACCGGCCACAUUGAAUUCAACAGCAAAGGCCAGAGGUCCAACUAUGCCUUGAAAAUCUUACAGUUCACCAGGAAUGGUUUUCGGCAGAUCGGCCAGUGGCACGUGGCGGACGGGCUCAGCAUGGACAGCCACCUCCACGCCUCCAACCUCUCCGACAGUCUCUUCAACACCACCCUGGUUGUCACCACCAUCCUGGAAAACCCGUAUUUAAUGCUGAAGGGGAACCACCAGGAGAUGGAAGGCAAUGACCGCUAUGAGGGCUUCUGUGUGGACAUGCUCAAGGAGCUGGCAGAAAUCCUCCGGUUCAACUACAAGAUCCGCCUGGUCGGGGAUGGCGUGUACGGUGUUCCUGAGGCCAACGGCACUUGGACGGGAAUGGUCGGGGAGCUAAUCGCAAGGAAAGCGGACCUGGCCGUGGCGGGCCUCACCAUUACUGCGGAGCGGGAGAAGGUGAUAGAUUUCUCCAAGCCAUUCAUGACUCUGGGAAUUAGCAUUCUUUACCGAGUUCAUAUGGGACGCAAACCUGGCUAUUUCUCCUUCCUGGACCCAUUUUCCCCGGGAGUCUGGCUCUUCAUGCUUCUAGCCUAUCUGGCUGUCAGCUGCGUCCUCUUCUUAGUGGCUCGGUUGACCCCCUACGAGUGGUACAGCCCCCACCCAUGCGCCCAGGGCCGGUGCAACCUCCUGGUGAACCAGUACUCCCUCGGCAACAGCCUCUGGUUUCCCGUUGGGGGCUUCAUGCAGCAGGGCUCCACCAUCGCCCCCCGAGCCUUAUCCACCCGCUGUGUCAGUGGCGUCUGGUGGGCAUUCACGCUGAUCAUCAUCUCAUCCUACACAGCCAACUUGGCAGCCUUCCUGACUGUGCAGCGCAUGGAUGUGCCCAUUGAGUCAGUGGAUGACCUGGCUGACCAGACCGCCAUUGAGUAUGGCACAAUUCACGGAGGCUCCAGCAUGACCUUCUUCCAAAAUUCCCGCUAUCAGACCUACCAACGCAUGUGGAAUUACAUGUAUUCUAAGCAGCCAAGUGUGUUUGUGAAGAGCACCGAGGAGGGAAUCGCUAGGGUGUUGAAUUCCAACUACGCCUUCCUUCUGGAAUCCACCAUGAAUGAGUACUACCGGCAGCGAAACUGCAACCUCACUCAGAUUGGGGGCCUGCUGGACACCAAGGGCUAUGGGAUUGGCAUGCCAGUCGGUAUGCUGGAGAGGGACAGCCUCUUUGGGUAGCACCAUCCAGGCAGGGUCAGAGUAGCUAGGACCACUGAAUGCAGCACUGAAUUCGACAACCCUGUUCUAGAACCAGUUAACAGUGACUUUAGGUGGGCAUUCUCCAGGUUAAAACAAACAAACAAACAAACAAAAAACAAGCAAAUCCACAUACUUCUACUGAUCAGUGAUCCCACUCUCAAUCCUUAAGUAUGGAAGGAUGACUUGAUUAGUUAUUAAUUGAUUAAUUACUCAAGGGCAUCUUGAUGCCCUUGGUGGAUUCUUCAGGGCUUUUGUUCACUCUUCUGCUUCCUGCCCUUUGGCCCUUUCUCUGUUGGUGGACCUCUCUACCAGCAGUGGGAAGGAGAUGGAAGAGGUGGUCAAACUUAACUAAUUUUGCUAUUAGUGUCCCUGGUGAAAGGCUUAUUACAAAAGGAGACUGACAUGAUGAGAUAAAGUGGUUUUCAGAUCAUUUGUGGGUCUGAUGGACCCAUCUACUCCAAAUCAGCGUAGGUCAUUGAGAAGAAGGAGUAGAACUCAGUAUUCAUUUGGCUGUGUACCUUCCUGGCUGUUACAGGAUGGUAGGGAUGUUUGGCUUCCCGAAAGGUCUCCCAGCUGUGCUUUCUAAAGGAUAUUCACACUUUGGGCCUUCCCCAAAAGGAAGGUGAAGGGAAGCAAAAUGAACUGCUUUUUGAAUUGGCGAGGGAAUCUGAAAAUGUUCCCUGGGUGCUUGGCACAUACACACUUCCCCCACCCACCAUGGAGAGUCACACUGUAUAGGGCUGUCCUCACUCGACGCUGUUCUUCUACAAGGUUAUCCUGUGCAAGGCAGCAGGGGGGAAACAGCAACUAAGGCCACCAGACCAUGUGGGGAAAGCAUGUACAUCUUUGCUGUUAUCUAACACACUCCUUCUCUUGAUCUUUACCUAACUCAGAACUCUAUUGGAUUCACUCUACCUGUGGAGUGUAAAAAGCAUGGGUUUGGAGUCAGGCAGACCUGGGAAUGCACCUGGUUCCAGGCUGUGGGACCUCAGAUCAUUUAAGCUCUCUGAGUCUCAGUUAUUCCAUCUGUAAAAUUAGGUUUCUAAUACCUGCCUCAUGGGGUAAUUAAGGGGUAAACCUAAUAAUCCGGUCAGGUGCCUUACCACAGCAUCUCCCACUUAGCCUGCUUGUGGGGAACAUGAGUACCCUCCCCAUCUUCUCCCUAAUCCCCUAUGUUAUCUGAUAAAAGCAGAUGACUUCUUAAAAAUGGGUGGGAAGCCAAGCCAAUGAGCAUAGGCAAUGAUACAGUUCCUUCUUGAGCUCAGUGAAUUCUGACACUAGCAGUUCUAUAAACCAGAGCCCUCGCUCUGGGCACUUGUCAACCCACAUACUCUCUUCUUACCAUAUUUCAUUGAUAUUUGUUAAUAUACAGAUUAUGGGCCUCUUUGAGAAAUUUAUUGGCUUCCAUUUUGUUUCAAGAUUGUGGAGUGAACCACAAAAUAAACUUUUAAGAUGCACCUUGAUCAGGAUCCAGCAAUUUAAGAAAUUUAAUUGAAAUCUCAAAUGCUUCAAAAGUUUUCAUGGAACAAACCUGUAGAGAGUGGACACAAAGCAGACCAACUCUAGAAAUUUUUAUCAAUAACGAAGGAAAAAGGGAAGGAAAUACAUUUCUUCUGUGUCUGGCAUGAUGCUAUUUUUCAUAUGUCAGCCCACCUGCGAGGUAGAUGUGGUCCUUCUCACCCUAGAGGAGAGCACUGAGAUUCAGAGGAGACAACUUACUUGUCCAAGGUCGCACAGUAAGUAGAGGAGCUGGGUUUGAGCCUAGACUGCCUGUCUCCAGAUUGAGUGCUUCGCUUUCCAGACCAUGUUGCCAGAGGGUCCCACCGGUUCAGCAAGACAGAAUAGGUGGGAAAGUGAGCUGUGGGCUUGUCCAGGUUCUCAGCUCAGGCUGGGAAGAGCGUCACACGGUCCACUGAUGAGACAGAAUUUACAUCCAGCUGAGGUUACGUCCAGGAAAGAUGACAGCAUCUGUGUCGUUUUUAAGGGGGGG